AUGUCGACGCCUUCAGCAGAAGCGACUAAAACGAGCAUUGAAGAAUCACCAGAUGUAGCUGCUCCUGCAGCUCCUCCUGCACCUGUAAAUGCGUCCCUAGACCCUCCUGAAGAGAGCGCCGAGCAGUUACCGUCAGAAACCAUAGGCGAAGUUGACGGAACCACGAAAGCUGGCGAAACCGGAGAAGUUAGCGAAACCGGCGAAAUCGCGAAAGCUGGUGAAGCCGGCGAAAGCGAGCAAGCUGCCGGGGCAGAGGAAGAGGAGGAAUACCACAGCGAUCUUGAGGAUGACGUGGAAUUAGUUCCGAGACGACGCGGCGCGAGCGAUGAUGAGGGUGAAGAGGGAGAGGAGGGCGAUGAGGAGGGGUUUUUGGAUGGUGCGGAGGGGGAUGGAGGGGAAGAUUACGAGGAAGCGUAUGAAGAGGCGGAAGAAUCGGAGGGUCUUGAUGAUGGGGCAGGCGGUUACGCGGAAGAAGAUGCUCGUCUCGGCGCCGCUGACGCGGCAAGUUCUGACGGGGAGAUGCCAGGGUUUGGUGACAUGGCGGCAGCAGGAGGGGCAGCAUCAGGUCCGGAGGCGGUCAAGGUAAUUGGCGCGGAGGGGACAGACCGGCCGGGGGGGGAGGUACAAGGCGCGGAAGCGGAGAGUACAGCGGAGGGCCAGGGCGGAGCAGCGGAAGGGGUUGCGGCGGAAGGGGCUGGUGCGGAAGGUGGUGCCGCGGAAGGGGAUGCUGCGGAAGGAGCAGCGGAAGGAGAAGCGGAAGCGGAGGUGAAGAAGGAAGCAGAGCCGUUUGUGGUGCCGACGUCUGGCGCGUUCUACAUGCAUGAUGACCGCUUCGGUGAAGGCCAAGGCGGGGGACGAUCCAGGGGCGGAAGGGGCGGGCGCCGUCUGUGGGAGUCCGGGCGGGAGGAGAAGAAGUGGAAGCACGACCUGUUUGAGGAGCUGGAGCAGGAGGAGAGCAACGGGUACCGGGAGCAGGGCGGGGGGGGUUAUGGCGCUGGCGACCCGUUUUUUGCUGCUGCGACCCAGCAAGCAGAGGGCGCAGCAGGAGCUGCAGCAGGAGGAGCAGUAGGUGGUGCUGCUGCUUCAGGUACUGCUGGUGCUGGUGGUGGCUCUGGUGGUGUUCCAAGCGCGUGGCGUGGCGUUAUGGGGUCGGCACCAGCAGCAGUCCCCGUCCCCGGUACUGGCAUCCUCGCUAGCUCCCCCUACGCUGCAUCUGCAUCAUCAUCAUCAGCAGCAGCAGCAGCAGCAGCAGCAGGAGCAGGGGCAGGAGCAGGAGCAGGAGCGGGGGGAGCAGGCAUGGUGUCAAAUCUGGCGCAGGGGAUAGGGGCUAUGUCAGUAACCCCCGCUGGAGCAUCUGCUGCUGCCUCGGGUGCAGGAGGCACAGGGACGGGAGGGGUAGGAUGGCAGGACAUGGGUGCGGAAGGAAGGGGAGGCGGGGGCGGGAGGGGGGGCGCAGCAGCAGGUUUGGGAAUGGGUGGGCGCGGGAGAGGCGGGAGAAGGGGGAGGGGGGGGCGAGGGUAUAUGGGGACGGGUUCUGGUGCAGGGGCAGGGGGAGGGGGGGCGGAAGGACCGGCAGGGGGCGCGGGAGGAGGAAUGGGAGGAGGAGGAGUAGGAGGAGGAGCAGGAGGAGCAGUCAGAGGCAGGGGUUAUGGCGGCGGGUACGAAGGGAGGGGAGGAAGAGGAGGGAGAGGAGGGAGAGGGGGUCGAGGAGGAGGGUAUAGGUACUUGGGUGGGCAAGGCAUGGGGGGGGAUGUUGGGGGGGGCUGGGCGGGGGGAGGGGGAGCGCAGGGGGUGACAGGAGGGGGUGUCUCUGGCGGGCGAGGGCAGGAGCAUUAUAACUGGCAGCAGCAGCAGCAGCAGCAGCAGCAACAGCAGCCGCAGCAGCAGCCGCAGCAGCAGCAGCCACAGCAGCAAAAGAAACUGACAGCGGUCGGGGUGCGUGAUUUUGUGCCUGCCAGCCAGCAGCAGCAGCAGCAGCAGCAGCAGCAGCAGCAGCAGCAACCGCAGCAAUAUUACCAUCAGCAGCAGCAGCAGCAACAGCAGCAUUACUACCAGCAACAGCACUAUCAGCAGCAGCAGCAGCAGCAGCAGCAGCACUACCAGCAGCAGCAGGCGCGGUGGCAGCAGCCGCGAUCCCAGGUUGCUUCUGGUGCAAAUGGGACUGAUGCAGGGGGAGGUACAUAUGGGGAAGGCUCUACCCAGGCGGGAGCAGCAGGGGCGGCAGACGGAUGGGGAGUGAAGGGGCGAGUGGAUGGGGUUUCAGGGGGAGGAGAAGCAGGAGGAGCAGCAGCAGCUUCAGCUGAGAAUGGAUCCGGAGGGGGUGGUGAUGUAGUGAAAACGAGCACGGGUGCAGCUGUGGCAGCAGCGGAAGGGGCAGGAGCAGCAGGAGGAGGAGGAGGGGGAGGAGCAGCAGCAGCAGCGGUGCCAGGAGCAGCAGCAGAAGGAGGAGCAGGGGGAGUAGCACAGGCCGGAGCACAGGCAGGAACAACAGCAGUGGGGUAUGCGGAUCAGGCUGGUAGCAGCAGCAGCACUGGUGGAUUAGACGUAACUGCUGAUAUGCAUCAAAACGCAGGGAUGGGUGCGGGGAUGGGUGGAGGCAUGGGCGCGGGUAUGGGCGCAGGGAUGGGCGCAGGGAUGAUGGUACUGGGAAUGGAUGGAUCGACCAUGCAUAUGGACGGGGGAGUGGCCAUGGGGGGUCAGGCGAUGCAGAGUGGGGCAAUGCAGGGAGGAGCGAUGACUGCAGGAGGAAUGGGAGGAGCGGCAGGGAGUAUGAUGAGAGUCAGUGCUCCGGAUUACACUCCCAAGGGCAUGCAGAUGCAGCAGAUGCAGUAUGGGCAGCAGCAGCAGCCGGGAGGGGCGGCGGCGGCGGCAGCAGCGGCUGCUGCGGCGGCGAUGGGCAUGGCAAUGCCGGCGUAUUCCAUGGGGCAGGCGCCGCACUAUGCCUAUGCGAGCACUGAGGUCACUUGGGUGCCAGUGCUGACGCCAGGGGGAGUGGGAGCGGCGCAGCUAGCAGCAGGGGGAUACGGGCAGCCGUUCAUAGCAGCAGUGGAUCCAUCCAACCCCACUGCCGCGCUCUACUAUGCGCCUGCUUCCGCUGCUGGCCAGCAGGCUGCCGUUUACGCCGCUGGGGGCAGUGCACCUGUGGACAUCUCAGCGUCGAUCGCCUCUGCUGCAGCUCUCUGGAAACCGCCACAGCAGCAGCAGCUGCCAUCCGCCACAGUUACAGAAGUGCUUCCUGGUGACCAGGAGUACCACUCAUCACAGCAGCAGUGA
This is a messenger RNA of Closterium sp. Naga37s-1, 3273 nucleotides long. The record is from the annotation of a GenBank genome assembly. Lineage: Eukaryota; Viridiplantae; Streptophyta; Zygnematophyceae; Desmidiales; Closteriaceae.